GCUCGGCUUGGCUGUGCUCGGCGUCGCUCAGUCCGCAGCCUCGGCUCGACCCCGCCGGAGGCGUGGGUUCGUCUGGCGUUCAGGGAGAGAGAGAUAUGUCCUUGAAACCAUUCACCUAUCCAUUGCCCGAAACAAGAUUUUUUCAUGCUGGCAGGCAUGUGUACAAAUUUAAAAUCCGGUAUGGCAACUUCAACAGCUCUCCCAGUCUCAGUCUCACUGAAAGCGCUGCCAAGGAGUUGGAGGAAGUGAUUCGAGUAAUCCUUGGAAAUCUUGAUAAUUUACAUCCAUUUUCUACAGACCAUUUCACCAUCUUUCCAUAUUUGAGUAAAUGGGAGCGAGUAUCAAAAAUGAAAUUCAAACAUGAGAAUGUCCAUCUUGUGCCUUAUCCCUACAUUUGCACGUUGUAUCUAGAAUUGAACUCAUUUCAGCGAAACAUAUCUUGUGGUAAAGAAGUAAACAAGGGCAGUGAUGAGCUUGUCAGGAAAAGAAAUGAAAUGUCAGAAAGUACUGCAAUGAAAGAAGCAGUGAAGAGGAGAAGAGUGGAAGUCAGAGAUGAUACCUCAUGCCCACAGUCUUGUAUGGACAGAACUGGAGCUGACUGUGUUCACCACAUGAGUAAAGCAGAGCAAGGAUUUGGAAAGAAUUCCUCCAAAGCAAAUGAGCUUGAGUUCAGCCCAGCACCCCUUACUAAAGACUGUGACCAACUGGGUUUCUGGGGGCCUGUGGAAUUUGCCCUUAAACAAAAAAGAGUAGCUGUCAGUCAGGCUGCGGGUGCAGUCCAGCUGCUGCAGCAAAUGGACCAAACAGGAAAGAAAGGAAACGUGAAGUCAGAAGGAAGAGGUCUCUCACGGUUUUGGAGAAGCAUCAUCUUUUCACCACUACAACAUCUUUUUGGUGGAAAAAACUGACCUGGAAGUACUAAUUGUUGUGGAAAGGUAGAUUUGUAGUAUGAAUAUUGGGUUGCACUGUUUCUUCUGUAAGCAUUGUAAAGCUUUCUUAAAAGCAUUGCUUGUCUCAGCUAUUAAAUGUUUUAAAUUCUACUUUUCUAAUGUUUUCAAAGUAACAUUCCGAAGACGUUGGGUGCGAACAACAUGUUGGGUUUUUCUUCACAUCUUAGAGAUUUUGGAAUAGAGCAAGAAACUUUAAGAUUUUGAUGCUUAAGUGUCAUAAAUUGUGAAUUUCAUGUUAUGUGGUAUUCUAAUAAAACAAGCAUC
Molecule: messenger RNA, 1214 nt
Organism: Serinus canaria (Common canary)
Lineage: Eukaryota; Metazoa; Chordata; Aves; Passeriformes; Fringillidae
Gene: MAJIN
Product: membrane anchored junction protein
Exons: 11
Coding region: 96-908 (270 amino acids)
Biological process (GO): meiotic attachment of telomere to nuclear envelope; homologous chromosome pairing at meiosis
Cellular component (GO): nuclear inner membrane
Molecular function (GO): DNA binding
Source: RefSeq, a predicted model, not a curated record